This is a messenger RNA of Melitaea cinxia (Glanville fritillary), 417 nucleotides long. RefSeq names its product protein Flattop homolog. Gene Ontology annotation, cellular component: ciliary basal body. Gene Ontology annotation, biological process: cilium organization. The transcript is spliced from 3 exons. The record is from RefSeq and is a predicted model, not a curated record. NCBI's taxonomy places the organism in Eukaryota, Metazoa, Arthropoda, Insecta, Lepidoptera, Nymphalidae. Bases 1 to 417 code for a protein of 138 amino acids.
AUGGCUUUUAAUUUCGACAGUGGGCAGUUCAACAAAGAGACAACUCCGAAACGGCUUGGUAACUGGCAAGUACCACGUUGGGCGCCAACUCGAGCUCGUCCUGUGGAAAUGCGACCAAACCCGAAACCUAUAUGUGAUAUCAACGGUCGGUUUCUACCAGGGGCGCCUCGUGGAUCGUCUAAAUGUUUCGGCCACUACACUGGAACUUGGGAAUUACCUAGAAAGAUUACAAGGAAAGUCGCUGAAGAGUUAACGAAGGAACCACCGGACGGGAGAUUUUCCGAUUGGCUGAAUCUUCAUGUUCAAAGACAAAAUGUGUCGUCUUCGACUGGAGCGAGCAUGCGCAGAGGACAAUGUGGUAAAGCAAAGGAGGAGGCAAAACAAGCGCCAGAUGAUCAGACAUUUAUAGUAAGUUAA